AUGUUUUAUGCCAAGAAGUCAGCAAAGGAGUUGUUGGAUGCUUUGGACAAGAAAUACAAAAUUGAGGAUGCUGUGGCAAAGAAAUUUGUCGUUGGCUGGUUUUUAGAUUUCAAAAUGGUAGACUCUAAAACCAUCAUUAGCCAGGCCCAAGAUUUCCAACUAAUUCUGCACAAGAUUCAUGCAGAGGGAAUGUUACUCAGUGAAUCAUUCCAAGCAGCUACUUUGAUUGAGAAGCUACCUCUCGACUGGAAAAACUUCAAGAACUACUUGAAGCACAGGUUCAAUGGGAAGUGUUACAACUGUGGUAGUGAUGUGCAUAGGGCUAUUGAUUGCCACAAAAAGAAGAAGUCGUACAAGAAGAAUCCUCCACAAAACAAAAGUCGAGCUCACAUGGCUGAAAUGGAGGAUCUUUCUCUAGACAUAGAUGAUAUGCAUCUUUUGGCUGACGUCUUUGAGGUGAACAUGGUGGGAUCCAAUUUGAAGGAAUGGUGGGUGGACACUAGGGCCACUUGCCAUAUCUAUGCAGAGAAAAAGAUGUUCACAACUUUUGAGCCGAUUUCAAAUGGUGAGAAGUUGUUCAUAUGGAAUUUUUUAAUCUCAACUGUUGAGGAGAAAUGCAAGGUAGUCCGAAAGAUGACUUCAAGGAAAGAGCUAACCCUGAACGAUGUCCUGUUUGUACCGGACAUUCGCAAAAAACUUGUUUCGGGGUCUUUUCUAAGCAAGCAUGGCUUCCGUAUGGUUUUUGAAUCUGAUAUGGUUGUGUUGACCAAAAGUAGAGUUUAUGUGGGGGAGAGAUAUAUGUCAAGUGGUAUGUUCAAGUUAAAUGUAAUGACUAUUAUCCCUAAAGUUAAUGAGAAAGUUUCUUCUUCUGGUUAUAUGCUUGAAUCCCCUGAAUUAUGUUGCGUAAAUUAA
Molecule: messenger RNA, 912 nt
Organism: Camellia sinensis
Lineage: Eukaryota; Viridiplantae; Streptophyta; Magnoliopsida; Ericales; Theaceae
Source: RefSeq, a predicted model, not a curated record